CAAACUUUCUGGUACUGAAUAUAAUAUUCGGAAAUUGAUGACAUAUGAUUCAUCAAAAAACUAGGAUGUAACAGUGGAAGAGGGAGAGAGAAAGAGAGGUGAAGAAACUCUGAUGAAAGGAAGUAAUCCGACGGCAUGCUGUGUAUCAUAAGUUGUUAAGGUUUUGAACACGUGCGCGAUCCACGGUGGCGUCGCGUGGUUCAUAGUAGGUACGAAGAAGUAGAAGAAGAAGAAGAAGGUAGGCAGGCUGAUGAGAAGGUGGAGGCAUAAGGAAGCACGGGACUCUUUGGCACAAGCCACCUUCCCAAGCAACCCUUCGCGAGGAAGCAAGUAUACCUAAGCCCCUUGGUUAGGGGUGAAGGCGGCCAGCCGCGGAGGCCACAACACGACCACCGUCCUCAUUGGUCGGCGCGUCGUGUCUGGGUGGGGCUCCGGAAAAAUUGGAGGGGAGAAAAAUCCCCUCUAAAUAGCUGUGGCUCCAGCCACGAAAAACUAGAAUCCGCUCAGCCGGCAUCGAGAGUGUGUGUCGGUUCAAUUUUUGUCUUCCUCUGCCUUAAUCAUAUAUAUAUAUAUAUAGUUAUACCAGCUUCAAAGUUUGAAAAUUUUUUUUUAGUUUUGAAGUGUAGUUUGCUUAACGAGUGAAAAAGUGAAUUGAACUUAGUGUUGUUUCUCUUAAAAAACUGAGGAUUUACAGUUUUUUUUUUCUUUCGUUUUUUGAUUUUACGUUGGACUAAGGUGUUUUUUGAUUGUGCUAUUCGCGCCAUAGGAUGCAUCUACCGGAAGGACCAAUCGGGAUGGAGAGCUUCAGCGCCAUCCACGAUGCACUUAGAGCUUGCCAUGGUGAUUUAGUGCAAACCGGAAGUCCUGCAAUUCUCUGCAGUGUAUUACCAACACAUUGGAGGUCGAACAAAUCUUUGCCAGUUGCAUUCAAGGUCGUUGCACUUGACGAGGUCACCGACGGUACCAUCGUCACUAUUCGUGCUGGAAACGAUGAAAAUUGCUGCGGCGAACUUAGAAAUUGCACUGCUGUGAUGAAAAAUCAAGUUGCCAAGUUUAAUGAUCUUCGAUUUGUUGGACGAAGUGGAAGAGGAAAAUCGUUUUCCCUCACAAUACAAAUCAGCACGGUGCCUUUCCAAGUGGCAACGUACACGAAAGCCAUCAAAGUCACCGUUGAUGGACCACGAGAACCACGAUCCAAGUCAAAUUAUCAAUAUGGACCAGGCUUCCCUGGACUUGGACUCCUAAAUCCAUGGUUGGAUGCUGCAUACCUUGGUCAUGCCUGGCACCUGCCUCAUCCGGCUCUUGUCAAAGGUACGAUGCCAAUGCCACAUACGGAUUUAUUUGCUCCGAGUUUCACGUCAAGUGUGAUGCCAUCAUAUCCAUUUGUCGAUCCAAUGAAAUACGAAUAUCCACAAUUACCGCCAAAGACGACAACAUUGAUGUUACCCAAUAGUCCAUCAAGAACACCACCACGUAGUCCAAGUGACAGUGGAAGUGAAUCGGCAGCUGAAGAAGUACGAAGUGCCUUUGUGCCAAUUCGUCUCAAUACAUUGCCGUCAGUUAAUUCUCUAACACCAUCUUCAUCAUCACCCGAGAGGACAACGACCCUAUCAUCAUCAAAGAAACCAUCAGAUGGCACAAGAAAUGAAUUAAAAGCACCAGUUGCACUCAUCAGUCAUCGUUUAUUAAACAAUAAAAGAAGUUCAUCACCAACAAAAAUCUCAUCGCCACAAGCACCAAAACCAGUUUGGAGGCCGUACUAGGAUUCAAUAAAUUACCUCGAUCCAGGAUGAACUGGAAAAUUUAAGUUAACAAAAAAAAAAAGGCUAGUGAUACUCAACGCUUGGCGUUGUUGCAUUAUUUUUUAACACUGUUUCAGGCCCAAAUUGUAUAGGAAAUAAUUUUUGCUUUAUAUUUUUCAAAAAUAUAAAAUUUCAUUUCAAUUUGUGAAUAAUUAAGCCUCCUUUUAAAAACAGUGCAAAUUAUCUUCGGUUUUACGAAGACUAUAUGGUGAUGAGAAAUUUUUUGUGAUGCUCGGGUCAAAUAAAAAUUGACGUGUAAAUAUAUAUAUAUAUAAAAAAAGAAAUAACUGUACAUAUUGUAAAUAAUUCAUGGACAAUAAGAUAUAUGAAAAAAAGCAAAUAUAUAUAUAUGGAAACGUAUACGUGAGAGAAAAACUGGGAAGAGAGAGUGCAAAAAGAUUAAAUUGUAUAAUUAGCGUCCAUAAGUCAAGAGAUUUAAUUUAUAAUGUAUAAAGAGAUAUUAUAAAAAGAAUUAUAGAUGAGAUGUGGGAGAAAAUAAAUAAAUCUAUGUGAAACACAA
This is a messenger RNA of Leptopilina boulardi, 2322 nucleotides long. RefSeq names its product segmentation protein Runt-like. Gene Ontology annotation, cellular component: nucleus. The transcript is spliced from 4 exons. The record is from RefSeq and is a predicted model, not a curated record. Gene Ontology annotation, molecular function: ATP binding; RNA polymerase II cis-regulatory region sequence-specific DNA binding; DNA-binding transcription factor activity, RNA polymerase II-specific. Lineage: Eukaryota; Metazoa; Arthropoda; Insecta; Hymenoptera; Figitidae. Gene Ontology annotation, biological process: regulation of DNA-templated transcription. The coding region runs from base 768 to 1763 and encodes 331 amino acids.